AUGGAAGAAGUUACACACUGUAAACAGGAUAUUGAGAGCGAAGAGGAUAACGAAGGUCGCUGCCAACUGAAAAGUUUGCAGGAGGCGGCAUAUAACAUUUGGAACAUUGCGAUAGAUGAAGAUGCGUAUUGGAUAGGUGUUUUUAGUAGCUUGCCUGACUGUUAUUCUUGGCAUGCCUCAACUGACAAUACAGCUUUUAAAGACAAGUAUAUCUCAUCGAUACUGAACUUGUCUGCCAGAUGUAAGAACAAGGCAAAAGAGGGUAGACCUUUUAUUUCUCCAGCAGAGGGGGCACAGAACUUUGUCCAUGAUUUCCGGAAGGUCAACUAUUGCCAUGUGAAUGAGAAUGAAUAUGGCAAUAAGUAUUUGGCACAUGCCAAU
Molecule: messenger RNA, 381 nt
Organism: Sphenostylis stenocarpa
Lineage: Eukaryota; Viridiplantae; Streptophyta; Magnoliopsida; Fabales; Fabaceae
Source: the annotation of a GenBank genome assembly